Molecule: messenger RNA, 9843 nt
Organism: Nerophis lumbriciformis (worm pipefish)
Lineage: Eukaryota; Metazoa; Chordata; Actinopteri; Syngnathiformes; Syngnathidae
Product: voltage-dependent P/Q-type calcium channel subunit alpha-1A-like
Biological process (GO): calcium ion import across plasma membrane; chemical synaptic transmission
Cellular component (GO): membrane; neuronal cell body; voltage-gated calcium channel complex
Molecular function (GO): calcium ion binding; high voltage-gated calcium channel activity
Source: RefSeq, a predicted model, not a curated record
CAAAUGGAGUUCUGUCUUUGUGGGGACCGGGCGCAGAAUCGCGUCGAGUCCGCCCGCCCUCGCCCGGCGGAGGGAUCUUCCCGCCGCUGAGGACCUAGCGGGGAGCGGCGCUGACGGGGAGGGGGCUCGUGGAGGUGUCACUUUGAGCUGCCCACCCCCGCCCCGGCUCCUUCCUAACCUCUGGCGUUUGGUGUGUGCAGAAUGGCGCGCUUUGGAGACGAGCUGCCCAACAGGUAUGGAGGCGGCGGCGGCGGCGGAGCAGGCGGCGGCGGUGGCGGCGCCGGCGGACAGGGGGGCGCCGGCCGCGGAGGCAGCCGCCAAGGGGGCCCCCCGGGAGCGCAGCGGAUGUACAAGCAGUCCAUGGCCCAGAGGGCCCGGACCAUGGCCCUGUACAACCCCAUCCCCGUGCGGCAGAGCUGCCUGACCGUCAACCGCUCGCUCUUCCUCUUCAGCGAGGACAACCUGGUGAGGAAGUACGCCAAGAAGAUCACCGAAUGGCCGCCCUUCGAGUGGAUGAUCCUCACCACCAUCAUCGCAAACUGCAUCGUGCUGGCGUUGGAGCAGCACCUCCCCGACAACGACAAGACGCCGCUGUCCGAGCGACUGGAAGACACGGAGCCCUACUUCAUCGCCAUCUUCUGCUUCGAGUCGGGGAUCAAGAUCCUGGCGCUGGGCUUCGCGCUCCACAAGGGGUCGUACCUGCGCAACGGCUGGAACGUCAUGGACUUUGUGGUCGUGCUCACCGGUAUUUUGUCGUCGGUGGGGACUCAGCUCGACCUGAGGACACUGCGGGCUGUCCGAGUACUGCGACCUCUCAAACUGGUGUCCGGGAUUCCCAGCCUUCAGGUGGUGCUCAAGUCCAUCAUGAAAGCCAUGAUCCCGCUGCUGCAGAUCGGCCUGCUGCUGUUCGUGGCCAUCCUCAUGUUCGCCAUCAUCGGCCUGGAGUUCUACAUGGGGAAGUUCCACACCACCUGCUUCGACGAAAUGACAGGCGAGAUCGUGGGCGAGCUGCCGUGCGGCCCCAAGCCGCCGGCCAGGUUGUGUAGCAACAGCACGACGUGCCGAGGCGGCUGGAUCGGGCCCAACUACGGCAUCACCCAGUUCGACAACAUACUGUUUGCCGUGCUCACCGUCUUCCAGUGCAUCACCAUGGAGGGCUGGACCGAGAUGCUGUACUACAGCAACGAUGUGGAGGGCAGCUCGUGGAACUGGAUGUACUACAUCCCCCUCAUCAUCAUCGGCUCCUUCUUCAUGCUCAACCUGGUUCUGGGUGUCCUCUCAGGUGAAUUUGCCAAAGAGCGAGAGCGAGUGGAGAACCGGAGUGAGUUCCUCAAGCUGAGGCGGCAGCAGCAGAUCGAGCGCGAGCUCAACGGUUACCUGGAGUGGAUCUGCAAAGCAGAAGAAGUGAUUCUGGCAGAGGACGACACCACUGGGAACUUUGACGGUUCCAGACGAAGGCCGACCAUCAAAACCAAGAAUAACAAGACGGAGCUGCUCAACACGGAGGAGGGCGAGGACAGCAUGGGCGAUGCUGUCGGCUUCGCCCGCUCCAGCAUCAAGAGCGGCAAGGACGGCUCCACCUACAGCAAGAAGGAGCGGCGGCUGCGCUUUUUCAUCCGAAAGAUCGUAAAGACGCAAGCGUUCUACUGGACGGUGCUGUGCCUCGUCGGCCUCAACACCAUCUGCGUGGCCGCCGUGCACUACAACCAGCCCGAGCUGCUCUCCGACUUCCUGUUCUAUGCAGAGUUUAUCUUCCUUGGGUUGUUCAUGUCUGAGAUGCUGAUCAAGAUGUACGGUCUUGGCAUCCAGCCUUACUUCCACUCCUCAUUCAACUGCUUUGACUGUGUGGUGAUCGUGGGCAGCAUCUUCGAGGUGGUUUGGGCCACCAUCAAACCCGGCACAUCGUUCGGGAUCAGCGUCUUACGAGCGCUGAGACUUCUCCGAAUCUUCAAGGUCACCAAGUACUGGGCUCCUCUGCGCAACCUGGUGGUGUCUUUGCUCAACUCCAUGAAGUCCAUCGUCAGCUUGCUCUUCCUCCUCUUCCUCUUCAUCGUGGUCUUCGCCCUGCUGGGCAUGCAACUCUUUGGUGGACAGUUCAACUUUGAGGACGGAACCCCACCCACCAACUUCGACACGUUUGCGGCGGCCAUCAUGACGGUGUUUCAGAUCCUGACGGGAGAGGACUGGAACGUGGUGAUGUACGACGGCAUCGAGUCCCAGGGCGGGGUCAACGACAAGGGGAUGGUGUUCUCCAUUUUCUUCAUCGUACUCACCCUCUUUGGCAACUACACGCUGCUCAACGUCUUCUUGGCUAUCGCUGUGGACAACCUGGCCAACGCCCAGGAGCUCACCAAGGACGAGGAGGAGCAAGAGGAGGCGGCCAAUCAGAAGACGGCGCUGCAGAAAGCUAAGGAAGUGGCCGAGGUCAGCCCGCUGUCAGCCGCCAACCUGUCCAUCGCGGCCAGGGAGCAGCAGAAGAACCACGUCAAAGGUGGCAAGUCGGUGUGGGAGCAGCGAACCAGCGAGAUCCGCCGGCAGAAUCUGAUGACGAGCCGCGAGGCGCUCUACAACGAGCUGGAGCAGGAGGACUGGAAGGUGGGGGAGGAGGGAGAGGAGGUGUCGUAUCCACGAACAGGACGUGGGGACAUGAAGACCCACUUGGACCGUCCGCUUGUGGUAAAUCCACAGGAUAACCGCAACAACAACACCAACAAGACCCCGCCGGGCCAACUGCCUCUGGACUUAGAGUACAGGCGGCAGGAUCUCGACCACAGCCACCGCGUGGCCCACCACCAUCAUCACCGCCACCACCACCAUCAUCAUCACCACCACCAGAAGGCUGCUGGACCUGAGACUCUGGGCCAGGACCAGCCUGGGGUAGAGGGAGCCGACGUGGACCCAGAUUCCAACAACCAGGAGGCCCAAGCGGGGGAGGAAAGGCAUGGCCACCGGAGCCAUCGGGGUCACCGGCACAAGAACCGGGAGGGCAGGGAGGCUUACAGCGUGUCCCCUCGCCACGGCGGCGACGCUGGCGAGGGCAACAACGAGCACCGGCGGACCAGGCAGCACCGCAAGGCCGCCAGGGAGGGGGAGCCGGGCCAGAGGCACAGAUCCAAGGGAGCGGAGGGUGAGGGCGAGAAGGAGGAAGACGGGGAGGGUCGGAAGACCAGACGGCAUCGUCACGGCAACCAGGAGAGAAGUAGAGGACGUCGCUCCAGAAAGGAGCACCACGGCACAGGGACCAGCCUGUCCACCACGCGGCCCAUCCAGCAGCACAACGAGGACCUGGACAACCUGCGCAACAACAGCAGGCUCGCCAGUCGGCCGUACGACCUUCCGCCGGACCACCCCGACAACGUCAACAACCUGCUGAACUGCUGCGAUGCCGACACCCACACGCUUCUCCACAGCAUGGACAGCCUGAUCCUGAGCAGCAUGGCCAAGCCCGAUUACACCAGCAUCGACAUGCCCCCUGUCUACCCCUACCCGUCCACCAACGCCAUCCUGCAAGUGAACAAGAACGCCAACACGGACCAGAAGAAGAAUGAAGAGAAGAAGGAGGACGAUGACGACGAGGGAGACGAGGACGGGCCGAAGCCCAUGCCUCCGUACAGCUCCUGCUUCAUCAUGUCUACCACCAACCCGUUCCGGAAGUGCUGCCACUACAUCCUGACACUCAAGUACUUUGAGUUCAGCAUUUUGUCCGUCAUCGCCAUGAGCAGCAUUGCGCUCGCCGCAGAAGACCCGGUGUCGCCGGAUUCACCUCAAAACAACGUGCUGCGCUAUUUCGACUACGUCUUCACCGGCGUGUUCACUUUUGAAAUGCUGAUCAAGAUGGUGGUCCUAGGCUUGUUCCUCCACCAGGGCUCCUACUUCCGCGACCUGUGGAACAUUCUGGACUUUAUAGUGGUUAGUGGUGCUCUGGUGGCCUUCGCCUUCACGGGGAGCAGCAAGGGCAAAGACAUAAGUACCAUCAAGUCGCUGCGAGUGUUGCGAGUAUUGCGUCCUCUGAAGACCAUCAAACGCCUGCCCAAGCUGAAGGCCGUGUUUGACUGCGUGGUCAACUCCCUGAAGAACGUCUUGAACAUCCUCAUCGUCUACAUGCUCUUCAUGUUCAUCUUCGCCGUGGUGGCCGUGCAGCUCUUCAAGGGCCGCUUCUUCUUCUGCACCGACGAGUCCAAGGAGUUUGAGCGCGACUGCAGGGGCGAGUUCCUGGUGUACGAGAACAACGAGGUGAAAGCUCAGAAGCGGGAGUGGAGGAAGUUUGAGUUCCACUACGACAACGUGGCGUGGGCGCUGCUCACCCUCUUCACCGUCUCCACCGGCGAGGGAUGGCCGCAGGUGUUGAAGCACUCUGUGGACUCCACCUACGAGAACCAGGGUCCAAGCCCGGGCUACCGCAUGGAGAUGUCCAUCUUCUACGUGGUCUACUUCGUGGUCUUCCCCUUCUUCUUCGUCAACAUCUUCGUGGCGCUCAUUAUCAUCACCUUCCAGGAGCAGGGGGACAAGAUGAUGGAGGACUACAGUUUGGAAAAGAACGAGAGAGCCUGUAUCGACUUCGCCAUCAACGCCAGGCCGCUGACUCGCCACAUGCCCAAGAACAAGCUGAGCUUCCAGUACCGCAUGUGGCAGUUUGUGGUGUCGCCGCCGUUCGAGUACAGCAUCAUGGCGCUCAUCGCGCUCAACACCAUCGUCCUCAUGAUGAAGUUUGACGGCGCCUCAGAAACGUACGACAACGUCCUGAAAAACCUCAACAUCGUCUUCACUACUUUCUUCUUUAUGGAGUCCAUCCUGAAGCUCAUCGCUUUCGGUCCCCUGAAUUACUUCAAAGACCCCUGGAACAUUUUUGAUUUUGUCUCGGUGCUGGGAAGCAUCACCGACAUUUUAGUCACGGAAUUGGGGAACAACUUCAUCAACCUGAGCUUCCUGAGGUUGUUCAGAGCCGCUCGCCUCAUCAAGCUGCUGCGACAAGGCGAGACCAUCCGCAUCCUGCUGUGGACCUUCGUCCAGUCCUUCAAGGCCCUGCCGUACGUGUGUCUGCUCAUCGCCAUGCUCUUCUUCAUCUACGCCAUCAUCGGCAUGCAGCUGUUUGGGAACCUGGCGCUGAACCAGGAUGGUAGCGCCAUCACCCACCACAACAACUUCCGCACCUUCAUCAUGGCUCUCAUGCUGCUCUUCCGGAGCGCCACGGGCGAGGCGUGGCAUGACAUCAUGCUGUCCUGUCUGGGGGGCAAAGAGUGCGACCCGGCUUCAGGGAACACAGAGCCCGAAUGUGGCAGCACCUUCGCCUACACCUACUUUGUCUCCUUCAUCUUCCUCUGCUCCUUCCUGAUGCUCAACCUGUUUGUGGCCGUCAUCAUGGACAACUUUGAGUACCUGACCAGAGACUCCUCCAUCCUGGGGCCGCAUCACCUGGACGAGUACGUAAGGAUAUGGGCCGAGUACGACCCUGCCGCCUGCGGGCGCAUACAUUAUAAGGAUAUGUACAGUUUAUUGCGAGUUAUCUCCCCUCCCCUGGGCCUUGGCAAGAAGUGCCCGCAUAGGGUGGCCUGCAAGAGGCUGCUUCGCAUGGACCUGCCAGUGGCCGACGACAACACGGUGCACUUUAACUCCACCCUCAUGGCGCUCAUCAGGACUGCGCUGGAUAUCAAGAUCGCCAAGGGUGGUGCGGAUAAGCAACAAAUGGACGCCGAGCUUCGGAAGGAGAUGAUGGCCAUCUGGCCCAACUUGUCGCAGAAGACGCUGGACCUGCUGGUGACGCCUCACAAGGCAGCCACAGACUUGACGGUGGGCAAAAUCUACGCCGCCAUGAUGAUCAUGGAGUACUACCGGCAGAGCAAGAGCAAAAAGUCGCAGGCCAUGCGAGAGGAACAGGAAGGGAUGGCACCUCCUUAUUUGAACCAGACGCCGUCCAUGUUCCAGCGCAUGGUGCCCACGUCGGAGGACGGCGGCGACGACGGCGCCGACGGCCAGGGGGGGCAGGGCCUCAACGGCCUCCCGGGAACCCAGCCAGAAAACGUCAACAGCAUACCGCCUGAAGGGGGCAUGACCGAGAGCCCGUCAUGGAUGACCACCAAAGCCCAGGAUAUGUUCCAAAAGACGGGGAACUGGAGUCCGGACAGACCUUACCCUGACGAUCUCCAUGACAACCGCCACAACCCGCAGAAGGUAGAAAUGAGGGAGAUGGGGCGUGACGGGUACUCCGACGCCGAGCCCUAUCACGCGGUGGAUGGGCAUGGGCGGACCCUCUCCAUGCCCCGCCUCUCGGCAGACAACCAACGGCGAAGACACAGACCUGAUGGAAAUAACCUGAGUACCAUCACUGACACCAGCCCCAUGCGGCGCUCCACCUCCAGCCUGGUCCACGGGCGCACGGGCCGGGGCGUGAGGCUGGACGACUACUCCCUGGAGAGGGUGGUGCCCGAAGAAGGGCGGCACGGUCGCAGGCACAGGGACCGGAGUCACCGGACGUCCCAGCCUUCGCUGACGAGAUACACCGACGCCGACACGGGCUUAGGCACAGACCUCAGCACCACCACACAAUCGGGCGACUUGCCCCCCAAGGAGCGGGAGCGGGACCGCGGCAGGACCAAGGACCGCCGUCACCACCACCACCACCACCAUCACCACGGCUCCAUGGACAAGGAACGCUAUGAGCGCCACGACUACGCCCACAGACACUCCCACGACCGUCACUGGUCCCGCUCACCCAGCGAGGGUCCGGACGGACGGGGGCACAGACAGGGCAGUAGUUCGGUGAGCGGCAGCCCAGUCCCCUCCACCUCUGGGACCAGCACUCCACGGAGAGGUCGCCGCCAGCUUCCCCCGACACCCGCCGUCCCCCGUCCGCACGUCACCUACUCCCCGGCAGUCCGCAAGCCCGGCUACGGUCCCCCCGGGCUCGGCCGCUUGCGCUCGCCUUCGCCGCGACACUUCUCCCCGCCGGACCUGGACAGGGGCUACCACCACAGACCGCCGUCACGACAGGCCUCUCCCCAUCACGGGGGUUCGUCGUCCAGGCACGGAUCGCCGCGCUCCUCCAGGCACCAGUCGCCACGCUCGCCCAUCCACGGUUCGCCGAGGUCGCCGCACCGGGGCCGCUGGAGCGGACCUCCACUGGGGGACAGUAUGGAGGGGGACGGGCCCUUCUACGAGCGUGACUACGAGUACGAGCGGCACCACGAGCCGCCCGCCUAUGAGCAAAGCCUUUCGCAUGGCAACCCCCACCCGCAUGCGGGCAACCCGCACCCUCGCUCACCCAGGACUGCCCGCCACGGGCCCCCUCCGCCUCCACACCCGCACCCCCGCCGGGUACCCAACGGAUACCGCUCGUCCUCGCCUUCUCCACAUCGACGAGGGCCUCCCGGGGGGCCUCACCCCCACCCGCACCAUCGUCCCCCUCACGCUCGGGGGCCCCGCAAGGGCCUGCAUGAACCUUACAGCGAGACAGACGAGGACGACUGGUGCUAGCGAGGAGGAGUACCGCGGACCCACCGAAGUUGAACAAAGCAAACGUUGGGGGCGGGGCCAAAAGGGGGGGGGGGGGACAUCCUCCCUGAGCCUUCAACUUCUCGAACUCUUAAAGGAGAAGACGAGGGGCCGCCGAGCUAACAAAACUUUGCUUUCCACAAACGAGACUGCAGGCGAAAGUCUAAAGCAUGUCAACUUUUAUUUAUUUAUUUUUAUUUAUUUAUUUUUCAAAAAAGAUUCCUGGUCGCAGUUUGAGGCCUGAACUCUGAUUGGCUGAAAUCGACUGUAGUCAGUUCUUGCUGCUUCCACUUUGAGCAAUUUUAAAAGACCAACUGAUGACCCCCCGCCCUUUGAACCCUUACAAGCCAAGCUUUGCCUCAUUAGAACUUCAUCACCGAAGAACAAAACUUUAUAAACAAUGCAGAGGAAAAAUAAAAAAGGGAGAACAACCACUUUUAUCUUCAACCUUUUCCUUUCCCAACGACAGAACCAGGAAGCUCCGCCUAUUCUGCAAAAACCGGCCAAUCCCAGCGCUGGCUGAUACUUGAUGAGUUUUAUCAUCUCUUGUUUACUGUUACUCAGACUGCUAUGACAUCACUUCCUGCCCGGCAGGUGGGGGGCAGGGGGGGGGAACGCUUGUUAAGCCCCGCCCGUCCGAACGGCGGCCCCCCCCCCGGCGGGAAGUGACCUCAAGAGGCCGGAAGGGGGCGGAGCGGAGGAGAAGUCGGGGGAUAAAAGGAACACACUCGACUUCUCGGCGAAGACCUGCAUGACGGACUCGACACACCUGGAGGGGGGCGGGGCUGCAAGGGGGGACAUUUAGGUUUACAAAAGAGGACUUUCUCUCAGCGGUCAGGGUGGGCGCUUUGGGGGCGCGGGGCUGACAGGCUGAGUGACAAGGAAGAUAUUUAAUAUUGUCCACGACGCAUUGAUUGAUUGUUGAUUGAUUGAUUGAUUGAUCUACUGUAGAAUCGUUACGUCCAUCUUGUUUACAUUUCUCUACGCCCACGUUUACCGGGUUCCCGACGCCCUCAGAUGAGCGCACUUCCCCUCAUUUUGUAGCGCCGUGGACACCCCCCACCCCCCUUCCUGGUAAGGAGAUGGCGCCUGCCCACCCUGCCGGCUCCCCCCCCCCUCUUCUCAGGUGUGGCCCGGUUAGCGAGUCCCGUGAGGUCGUAGCAAAGCCGACGCCUCCUGCCAAAACAAAAAAACCAACAAAAAAAAAAACCUUGUCAGUAUUUCGUUUGACAUCUUUGUUGUUUUUGUCCUCGUUUUUUGACGAUUCGCCAUGCUAGCUUGUUGAGUAGACAAUAGAUCACGUAGCCGUAGUUCUUGGUCGGUAGUUCUUUCGGUGCCGCUCUGGAACUUGCACUAUUUUCUUCCCGGACCCCCCGCCCGCGUCUCCCCCAGACCCCCGCCCCCCGCCCACCCCAUAGUCUUUUGACUCUAUGCAGACCUCAUGAGCGUCCGUGUGAGCCUCCGCACUGUAAAACCCAUGACUGACAGGCAAAGGUUGGCCCCCCCUUUUUGCACACAUGGCGCCUGCUGCGAGACCCCCUACCCCCCCCAACCCCCGGCUCCCCUUUCCCUGCAUUUGUUGUCGCCGCCCCAGCCCUGUUACACACAAGUGUCGCCUCCCAAGAAGUGCGGCACUGAGAACGCUUUGUCGUCGUAUGGAUUGUCACAAACCUCCCCCCACCCCGGGCCCCCCCCCUCCCCCUCGACAGAGCCGCAGUGCCUUCUGUAUCACAUCAGUCAUCCGGCCAAAUUGGCCCCCGCCCUCCUUAUUCCUUCCUCUAUUGGUCAAGAUGGACAACUCUACGCCUUAAAAAGUCCAGUCCCGCCGGCUCCCUCGCCAGCACCGUGACGGGUGGGGGGGUGUAAGGGGGGAACGCUUCUUAAGGCGGGGCCCCAAGGGGGGGGGGAAUUGAAGUCAGCUCGUCCAGCAGGAGGCGCUGCUGUCACGAGGGUUUACAGACGUGCUUGGCUAACUUCUCAGGUCCCUCUAGAGUCAGGUAGCCCGGCGGCGAAGACAACAAGCGGGUCCGGGGUCCUACAGCGGGCGUCAGACCGGACCGUACCCCCGUGCCCCCCAACACGUGACCUGGCUUGACCGCCAUGUUGUCCGGAAUUGUAACCCUGCCCUCACACUCCACUCCACGCCACAUUCUGUAUUCUCGCGGGGACGCCGACGACCCCCGCGCCCCUUCAGCGCGGGCUGCGGAGUCACGCGCGGCUGGCGAGACACAGAAAUUAAGGGCUCUCUCUUUCCAAAACAAAAACGAAAAAAAAAAAAUGGUGUUAUUGUACAGUCGUGCCGCCAAAAGUCGUGCUAAUGUAGCUGAAGCCGCCCACGUGCGUGUUGCUGGGGGG